AUGGGCCAUUAUCGAGUGCGGUGCAUGAGGGUUUUCCAAUCGUCGCCGUGUGAAGUGGACGACCUACCUAUCCCGGAGGCAAGCAUAGCCAACAACCGCUUCUCUGGAUCGUUCCCCGAGUCUCUGUUAAAACUGCCAAGCCUUGUUCUAAUGCAAGUGGCCAACAACUUCCUCUCGGGGGGCCUUCCAGCGUCUCUGCGUGCCUCGUCCUCUCUUAAAACACUUAGCCUGCCAGGAAACGGGUUCACAGGUCCUUUGCCCGACUUCUCGCUCUGGAGUGUCAGCCUCGAGAACCUGGCUCUCAACCACAACAACUUCACAGGGCCCAUUCCGGACUCUAUCUCCACCCUCUCCAGCUUGAAGGCCAUCGUACUCAACAACAACCAGCUGGCCGGGUCCAUUUCAUCGGCCAUCUUCAACAUGACCAAUCUCGUUUCCCUCUACCUCGCCAACAACCGUCUGAGUGGCAGUCUGCCGUCUGCCAUCAGUCGUCUGGAGAAGCUCGAGCAGCUCUGGUUGGACAACAACAGCAUUGAGGGUCCUGUGCCCCCUGCCAUCUGCUCCCCUGCGCGGCUGUGGCGCAUCAUGAUGAGCAACAACUACCUCUAUGGGCCCCUGCCAGAGUGCAUCUUCGACAAGUGUGUCAAUCAGCUCGAUGUGAGCGGCAACAGCCUGUACGGGCGCAUCAACCGCAAUUUCAAGAGCAUGGUGGCUGACGGGGAAGCGCUCAUCAACUUGGCUCACAACUUCUUCUUUGGAGAUGCCGUGCUCCUCGCUGCCGGCUGCCAGGUCUGCCCCGCCGAGAUCACCCAGCCCAACAACCUCGUCCUUUCGGACCUCAGCAGUGGCAGGGGAGCAGGGAAGUGUGUCGAUGGCAUAUCCGGCACUCGAGAUUACUCGGUGGCGGGGGAAGGCAAGGCUGCGAGGGUGAGUGUGGCGGGCAACUGCCUGGCGCUCAGCCCGGACGCGGAGUGCGCAGCCAACGCCACCCAGCGCAGCACGGCAGCCUGCCAGGCGUUCUGCAGCAUCACAGACAACGGCCCGUGUGACGGCCAUGGGGAGUGUGUGCCGCCUGCCCCCACCUCCCCCUCCAACUUCACCUGCCUCUGCCGUCCCGGCUACUCUGCCCUCGACUCGGGCAAUGGCUCCACCUGCGCUGUUGUGAAAGCCGGCUCUAGUGUGUCCUCGCUCUCCACGGGCGCCAUGGUGGGCAUUGCUGUGGGCUGCUUUGCUGGCUUCGUUCUGCUGGCUGCUGUGCUCUCAUGCCUGCUGUGGCCCCGUGGACCAAGGAAGUGGGAGGGGCUGGACGUGUGUGAGCAGUACACGCUGCAGCAGAUGGUGAAGGCCACAGACAACUGGGCCAAGGGCAACGUGCUGGGCAAGGGAGCAUUUGGCAUCGUGUACAAGGGGUGCUCGCCACAGGGGCAGACAUGGGCCAUCAAGCGCUCCACUGUGAUGACCAACGACUUUGAAAUGGAGGUGCGGGCCAUGGCGUCUCUCCACCAUGUGAAUCUGGUGCGGCUGCUGGGCUUCUGCCAGGAUCUGAACGUGGAGACGGGCAAUCAGGAGCAGAUCCUGGUGUACGAGUUUGUGGCUAACGGAGACUUGCAGCACCACAUUUACAGGAGCGAGAACCCUCUUUCGCUGGGGGACCGACUGCGAAUCGCGCAAGGAGCCGCGGAGGGGCUGGCAUACCUGCAUGGGUUUGCGACGCCCAUCAUUCACCGCGACAUCAAGCCCGCCAACAUCCUCGUGACGGCCGACAUGCAAGCCAAGGUGGCUGACUUUGGGCUGCUCAAGCGGAUCACUCACGGGGAGGAUAAUCAGACCAGGGUGGCCGGCACUCCCGGCUAUGUGGACCCUGAGUACAACCGCACACGCGUGGUUACCACCAAGAGCGAUGUCUUCAGCUUUGGCAUUGUGCUUCUGGCACUGGUGACUGGCAGGCCCCCUCGGGCAACCAAGAUGGUGGAGGACUAUCAGGUGAUUGGCAUGAAGGAUAGCAAGCUAGACGCAACUGAAGAGGCCGUUCUUGCCAUUGUAGACCUCGCUCUCGACUGCAUCAAAUCGCCAGGUGCUCGCAGGCCUGACAUGAAGGACAUUGCAUACCGCCUCACAGCGCUCAUUGAUAAGUACUGCUCGGACAAGCAGUCAGAAGUAGAGGAAGUAACGGGUAAAGCAGUAGAUGAGAUUCCCUCCGACUCUUCUGCAGGGACUGGCACAAUCUCACAGACUUCCACCAUGAGUCUUGGAUCUUUUAUGAAUGGCAUGGGUAGCUGGCUGGAGAAGGGGCCAAGCUGA
Molecule: messenger RNA, 2301 nt
Organism: Closterium sp. NIES-65
Lineage: Eukaryota; Viridiplantae; Streptophyta; Zygnematophyceae; Desmidiales; Closteriaceae
Source: the annotation of a GenBank genome assembly